GGAAAUACCAGUAAGUCUUUCACGUUAAAAACAUGGCUGAUCAAAAAAGGUCGGAAGACGUCCUUGGUGAAAAGUGGGAUCGAUGCAUUGCAGAUACGGCAAUUAAAACAGCUAGUGGAUUGGGUGUUGGUAUAGUGCUGUCAUUCAUUCUUUUCAAAAGAAAAACAUGGCCUGUAGCACUUGGUACAGGAUUUGGACUGGGUAUGGGAUAUUCAAAUUGUCAGAAUGAUUUUCAGCAGCCAUAUUUAUUACAUGGGAAAAGAGUUAAGGCACCAUUAAAUGGAUCACAGAGUUGAAAGAAGAUUUUGUAUUUAGAUGUUAUGAAAAAGAACAUUGUUGACUUUGUAAAUGUAAAUGUACAACAGUCAUGUCAUGAAUUAUUGUGACAUGUUUAUGAAGCAACAUUUUAUAUACGUAUAUAUACAUGUUUUGAUGUCAUAAAAAAUAUGAAUGUAAAUUAA
Mytilus californianus (California mussel) is the source of this 461-nucleotide messenger RNA. Its product is annotated as MICOS complex subunit Mic10-like. The transcript has 4 exons. The coding region runs from base 33 to 296 and encodes 87 amino acids. The record is from RefSeq and is a predicted model, not a curated record. Lineage: Eukaryota; Metazoa; Mollusca; Bivalvia; Mytilida; Mytilidae. Gene Ontology annotation, cellular component: MICOS complex; mitochondrion; mitochondrial inner membrane.